This is a messenger RNA of Anopheles marshallii, 1023 nucleotides long. Its product is annotated as zwei Ig domain protein zig-8-like. The transcript is spliced from 8 exons. Gene Ontology annotation, cellular component: neuron projection membrane. The record is from RefSeq and is a predicted model, not a curated record. Gene Ontology annotation, biological process: synapse organization. Bases 1 to 1023 code for a protein of 340 amino acids. NCBI's taxonomy places the organism in Eukaryota, Metazoa, Arthropoda, Insecta, Diptera, Culicidae.
AUGCAGUAUAUCAUCAUAGGUGGAUUAUUCGUACUGGCAAAUCUGCAUUUUAACCAUCACAACGCAAUGGGUGUAGCUAAUCAUCUGCCGGCACCGCAGGAAAACAGAAUCAUCAAAAAAUUUUCACCCCAUCCCUACUUUGACUUCGAUGUGCCUCGGAACAUAACGACCCGCGUCGGCCAGACGGCUUUCAUCAACUGUCGGGUCGAGCAAAUGGGUGACAAAUCGGUCUCCUGGAUCCGGAAACGAGAUCUACACAUCCUGUCAGCAGGCACAGCCGUCUACACGUCGGACGAACGAUUUCAGGUGAUACGUUCGGAUAAGGCGGAAAAUUGGACACUGCAAAUAAAAUUCGCCCAGCAGCGAGACUCCGGCAUAUACGAGUGUCAAGUGAACACGGAACCAAAGAUGUCAAUGGCAUUUCGACUGAACGUUGUAGAGGCCAAAGCAAUUAUCCUCGGACCAACGGACCUAUACGUAAAAAUGGGCAGCGUUGUGACGCUUACAUGCAUCAUCAGCCAGGGACCACAUGAUCUAGGGACAAUAUACUGGUACAGAGGGUCAAAUCUCGUGCAGCCCAUCGAGUUGCAUCCCAACGAUCCUUCAUUAGCAUAUCCACAUCGAAUAUCGGUAGAGCUGAAAUGGACCGAAGCACUCACGUCACGGCUGAAAAUUCUCGAUGCCAAGCUGGCCGAUUCGGGGAAUUACACGUGUCUGCCAACGUCAGCGGAAGGAACCAGCGUAAUGGUGCAUGUGAUAAAUGGCGAGCAUCCUGCGGCGAUGCAGCGCGGUUGUGCUACGACCGCGAACAAAGAUCAGCACCGGUGUGUGCAGCUGCUGACGCUGACGAUGCUGAUGGUGGUGAUGCUAACGCUCGUCUGGCAUCGAACCGAUCUCAACACCUUCGUGAGACCGCGGGCGAUAGCUUUGUCAAGUCGACGAACCACCCCCGGGACUUUGUCAGAGUGUAAGGUGAUAACGGACCGUCCCGUCGGCACACUGGCAGCAUCGUACUGCGCGUAA